This is a messenger RNA of Amoebophrya sp. A120, 553 nucleotides long. NCBI's taxonomy places the organism in Eukaryota, Dinophyceae, Syndiniales, Amoebophryaceae. The record is from the annotation of a GenBank genome assembly.
UUGGAUCCAAAUUUGAACGACAAAUUUAGAGCCUGAAUUCAAUGAGCAUUCAAUUUAGGUCGUAGGGAAUUUGCUUGGCUUAUGAUCCUGGUGGAUUUCAUAUCUUGCCUAACACUUAAUUAUGCGCUAAAAUAAGUUCCGGAAGAUAAAAAAUCGAAGCAGUUCCUUUUUUGGCAAGCACGCCGCGUCAGUUGUUCUGUGAUCUUCGUGACGGACAAAGGCAGAUAUGAAGGAAAAUUGCCGCUUCAGGAGUUGUGAUGUUUCUUCGCCUCUUGCCUUGGCGCGCGCCGCAAUGCAAAAAGAAAGCGAUUGUCUCACUUUCUUUUUGCGAUUGAGAUUCAGAAGAUCUCUGCAGUUGUCUUCCGGACAAGGCGCCCGCAUUCGUGAUUGUUGCGUUCCUGUUAUCCCUCCACCGCUUUUUUUGGGUGGCGAGGACGCAGCCUGCACACUUUUUUCUUUUUGUUUUUCCUUUUUCAUACUCGGUUCCGUUUUGUGCUUCGCCCGCGUCGAAGUAAGUUACUUUCUGGUGGAUCUGGAUCAUGAUCAAAAAUGA